CUCCUCAGGCGCGGCGGCAGGAGGAGGGGGGGCGGCAGCUCCUCGGUGGCGGCCCAGACGGCCGCUCCGGCCCUCGCCCCGGCACCUCCCUCUUCCCCUCCCUCGCCCCCCGCUCCGUGUCCGCCCCGCCGGCCGCGGCGCGGAUGGCGGCGGCGGCCACGGCGACCGCCCCGGCUCUUUAUGCCUGCACGAAGUGCAACCAGCGCUACCCCUUCGAGGAGCUCUCCCAGGGCCAGCAGCUGUGCAAGGAGUGCCGGAUCGCCCACCCAAUCGUGAAAUGCACAUAUUGCCGGUCGGAGUUCCAGCAGGAGAGCAAAACUAAUACGAUAUGCAAGAAGUGUGCCCAAAACGUCAAGCAGUUUGGAACGCCCAAGCCUUGUCAGUAUUGUAACAUUAUUGCAGCAUUUAUUGGCACCAAAUGUCAGCGUUGCACCAACUCGGAGAAGAAGUACGGCCCGCCGCAGACGUGCGAACAGUGCAAGCAGCAGUGUGCUUUUGAUCGGAAGGAGGAGGGAAGAAGGAAGGUUGAUGGAAAGUUGUUGUGUUGGCUCUGCACACUGUCUUACAAGAGAGUGCUACAGAAGACAAAAGAGCAGAGGAAGAGCCUAGGAUCUUCGCAUUCUAACUCCUCAUCCUCGUCUCUUACUGAGAAAGACCAGCAUCACUCAAAACACCACCACCAUCACCACCACCACCACCAUCGUCACAGCAGCAGUCAUCAUAAAAUCAGCAGUCUGAGUCCAGAACAAGAUCAGGGACUAUGGAAACAGAGCCAUAAAUCCACUGCAGCUAUUCAGAAUGAAACUCCAAAGAAAAAACCCAAACUGGAAUCCAAGCCAUCAAAUGGAGAUAGUAGCUCUAUAAAUCAGUCAGCAGACAGUGGAGGAACUGACAACUUUGUCCUCAUAAGUCAGCUGAAAGAAGAAGUAAUGUCACUUAAACGUCUCCUGCAGCAAAGGGAUCAGACUAUUUUAGAGAAAGAUAAAAAGUUGACAGAACUGAAGGCAGACUUCCAGUACCAGGAGUCUAACUUGAGAACAAAGAUGAACAGUAUGGAGAAAGCUCAUAAGGAAACUGUGGAACAGUUGCAGGCCAAAAACAGAGAACUGCUCAAGCAGGUUGCAGCAUUGUCAAAGGGUAAAAAGUUUGAUAAAAGUGGGAGUAUACUGACAUCUCCUUGAGGAACUGGUUGUGGAUGAGGUUUGCUACUCAAUGCGAGCUUGAGUAAUUUCUGUGGAGCCCUUACAAUCCUGUGUAGUGGGAAAGAACUAUUUUUGCACACCAGAUUGGUUGGCAUGUUUCCUACAUGUUUUUUAUAAUUAAGAUGCAGCUUUUUUUUGUUGUUAGUUAACUGCUCAGAUGAAAAUCCUUCAACUGGCUUGAAGGCUGUUUUUAUUUUUUUGAUACUGGAAACUUUUUGCCAGCAAUAGUAUUAAAACAGUUGCAUAGAGAACAGCAUAGCAGCGUUCUCUCUAAAAGGACAACAUGCAAUAACAAGCUAGGUGUACUUUUUUUACCAGGCAGCCACCCAGUCUUUUAAACUUAACACUGAUGUCAGCCAGCAGUGUGUGGAUUUGCAGUGACACUAAA
Messenger RNA from Dryobates pubescens (Downy woodpecker), 1590 nucleotides. RefSeq names its product family with sequence similarity 76 member B (gene FAM76B). The coding region runs from base 144 to 1181 and encodes 345 amino acids. The record is from RefSeq and is a predicted model, not a curated record. The transcript has 10 exons. Lineage: Eukaryota; Metazoa; Chordata; Aves; Piciformes; Picidae.